Molecule: messenger RNA, 4263 nt
Organism: Sarcophilus harrisii (Tasmanian devil)
Lineage: Eukaryota; Metazoa; Chordata; Mammalia; Dasyuromorphia; Dasyuridae
Gene: RAD50
Product: RAD50 double strand break repair protein
Exons: 26
Coding region: 174-4112 (1312 amino acids)
Biological process (GO): telomere maintenance via recombination; double-strand break repair; chromosome organization involved in meiotic cell cycle
Cellular component (GO): Mre11 complex; condensed nuclear chromosome; nucleus
Molecular function (GO): G-quadruplex DNA binding; single-stranded telomeric DNA binding; double-stranded telomeric DNA binding
Source: RefSeq, a predicted model, not a curated record
GGGGGUGGGGCAGAGGCGAGCUGGAAGCGCCGGGGAAUGGUUGGAGGUACAUGGUUUCUAAUUUGAUGCGGGGGCCCUCACUCCGAUCUCGACCUCGGCUCAGGCACUAGGAUAGUAUUCGGUCAUCAAAUUCUUGAUAUUGACCAAAAAAAAAAAAAAAAAAGAUUGAAAACAUGUCUAAGAUCGAAAAGAUGAGCAUUAUGGGUGUGAGAAGUUUUGGAAUAGAGGACAAGGAUAAGCAAGUUAUCACUUUCUUCAGUCCUUUAACCAUUUUGGUUGGACCCAAUGGUGCAGGGAAGACGACCAUCAUUGAAUGUCUGAAGUAUAUUUCUACUGGAGAUUUCCCUCCUGGUACCAAAGGAAAUACAUUUGUUUAUGAUCCAAAGGUUGCUCAAGAAACAGAUGUUAAAGCUCAGAUUCGUCUACAGUUUCGUGACGUUAAUGGGGAACUUGUAGCAGUACAGAGGUCAAUGGUAUGCACUCAGAAAAGUAAAAAGACAGAAUUUAAAACCCUGGAAGGAGUCAUUACUAGAACAAAGCAUGGUGAAAAGGUGAGCCUCAGCUCUAAGUGUGCAGAAAUUGACCGAGAAAUGAUCAGUUCCCUUGGUGUUUCCAAAGCUGUGCUCAAUAAUGUAAUUUUUUGCCACCAAGAAGAUUCCAAUUGGCCUUUAAGUGAAGGGAAGGCCCUGAAACAGAAAUUUGAUGAAAUCUUCUCAGCAACAAGGUACAUUAAAGCUUUGGAGACACUUCGUUUAGUGCGUCAAAAUCAAACUGGGCGGGUAAAGGAAUGUCAGACUGAACUAAAGUACCUGAAACAGAAUAAGGAAAAAGCUUGUGAGAUUCGUGAUCAGAUUGUCAGUAAGGAAGCUCAGUUAGCAUCUUCUAAGGAAUUUGUCAAGUCCUAUGAUAAUGAGCUUGGACCACUGAAGAUUCAUCUAAAAGAAAUUGAACAGAAUCUUUCUAAAAUAGUGAGGCUUGACAAUGACAUUAAAGCUCUGGAAAGUAGAAAGAAACAAAUGGAAAAGGACAACAGUGAAUUAGAGCAGAAAAUGGAAAAGGUAUUUCAGGGGACUGAUGAACAGCUAAAUGAUAUGUACCACAACCACCAGAGAACAGUACGAGAAAAGGAAAGGAGAUUGAUUGAUUGUCAGCGAGAGCUGGACAGAACAAAUAAAGAAUCUAAGCUGCUGAAUCAUGAAAAAUCAGAACUGCUUGUGGAACAGGGUCGUCUCCAACUACAGGCUGAUCGCCAUCAACAGAACAUCCGAGCUAGAGAUUCAUUAAUACAGUCUUUGGCAACACAUUUAGAACUAGAUGGGUUUGAGCGAGCACCAUUUAAUGAAAGGCAAAUUAAAAAUUUUCAGAAGCUUGUGAAGGACAUAGAAGAAAGAGAAACAGAAGCUAAUAGGCGAAUGAUGAAUGACUUUGCAGGAAAAGAAAGUAUGAAACAAAAACAGAUAGAUGAAAUAAGGGAUAAGAAAACUGGCCUGGAAAGAAUAGUUGAACUGAAAUUAGAAAUUCAAAGUAAGAAACAGACUGAACUGAAAAAUGUAAAAUAUGAACUACAAGAAUUAGAGGGAUCUUCGGACAGAAUUCUUGAACUGGACCAGGAACUUGGAAAAACCGAGCUUGCACUUGGCAAGGCAGAGGAAAACAGUAAUGUAGCAGCACUGAAAGAAGAACUACCAACACUACUGCGAGAAAAGGGAGAUCUGGACAGAAGCCUUCGUAAAUUAGAUCAGGAAAUGGAACAAUUAAACCAUCACACCAUGACAAGAACCCAAAUGGAAAUGCUGACCAGAGACAAAGCUGACAAAGAUGAACAAAUAAGAAAAAUAAAAUCUAGACACAAUGAUGAAUUAACGUCAUUGUUAGGCUAUUUUCCCAACAAAAAGCAACUUGAAGACUGGCUUCAUAGUAAAUCUAAAGAAAUUAAUCAGACACGGGACAGACUUGCCAAAUUUAAUAAAGAGCUGGCUUCAGCAGAACAAAAUAAAAAUCAUAUCAAUAAUGAACUCAAGCAGAAGGAAGAACAAUUGUCCAAAUAUGAAGACAAAUUAUUUGAUGUUUGUGGAAGUCAGGAUUUUGAAAGUGAUUUAGAUAAGCUAAUGGAUGAAAUUGAAAAAUCUUCUAAACAGCGAGCAAUGCUUGCUGGAGCCACAGCAGUUUAUUCCCAGUUUAUUACUCAGCUUACUGAUGAAAACCAAUCAUGUUGCCCUGUAUGUCAGAGAGUUUUUCAGACAGAAGCUGAACUACAAGAUGUGAUAAGUGAUUUGCAAUCCAAGCUACGCCUUGCUCCUGACAAACUCAAGUCAACAGAAUCUGAGCUGAAGAGAAGAGAAAAAAGACGUGAUGAAAUGAUGGGGCUUAAACCAAUAAGACAAAACAUAAUUGAUUUGAAGGAAAGAGAAAUACCAGAAUUGAGGAAUAAACUACAGAAUGUGAACAGGGACAUACAGCAUCUAAAAGGUGAAAUAGAAGAACAAGAGACACUCUUAGGUACUAUAAUACCUGAAGAGGAAAGUGCUAAAGCAUGCUUAACAGAUGUUACUAUCAUGGAAAGAUUACAGAUGGAACUUAGAGAUGUUGAACGAAAAAUAGCUCAACAAGCUGCCAAGUUACAAGGAGUAGAUUUGGAUCGAACUGUUCAACAAGUAAACCAAGAAAAGCAAGAAAAACAGCAUAGAUUGGACACUGUUUCCAGUAAAAUUGAGUUGAAUCGUAAGCUUAUACAGGACCAGCAAGAACAAAUCCAACAUCUAAAAAGUACAGUAAAUGAACUUAAAUCAGAAAAACUUCAGAUAUCUAGUAAUCUGCAACGCCGACAGCAGCUGGAGGAACAGACAGUAGAAUUGUCUACAGAAGUUCAGUCCUUACAUCGAGAAAUAAAAGAUUCAAAAGAGCAGUUGUAUCCUUUGGAAGCCACUCUGGGAAAAUUACAGCAAGAAAAAGAAGAAUUAAUUAAAAAAAAGAAUACAAGUAUCAGUGCAGUACAGGAAAAAUUAAAUGAUAUCAAAGAGAAGGUUAAAAACAUUUCUAGUUACAUGAAGGACAUUGAAAACUAUAUUCAAGAUGGAAAAGACAAUUACAAAAUGCAAAACGAAGCUGAACUGAAUAAAGUAAUAAGUCAGCUAAAUGAAUGUGAAAAACAAAAAGACAAGAUAAGUAAAGAAAUGGGAACAAUGAGACAAGACAUUGAUAUGCAAAAGGUGCAGGAAAGGUGGCUACAAGAUAACCUUACUCUGAGGAAGAGAAACGAGGAACUGAAAGAAGUUGAAGAAGAAAGAAAGCAGCACUUAAAGGAGAUGGGACAAAUGCAGGUGUUACAGCUGAAAAAUGAAUAUCAGGCAUUAGAAGAAAAAAUAGAAACACUGAAAAGAAAUCACAGUUUAGCAUUAGGACGUCAAAAAGGCUACGAGGAAGAAAUUAUUCAUUUUAAAAGAGAACUGCGAGAACCUCAGUUUUCUGAUGCUGAGGAAAAGUACAGAGAAAUGAUGAUUGUAAUGAGAACAACAGAACUUGUAAACAAGGACCUCGACAUUUAUUACAAGGCAUUGGAUCAUGCAAUAAUGAAGUUUCAUGGCAUGAAAAUGGAAGAAAUCAAUAAAAUUAUUCGUGAUCUCUGGAGAAGUACCUACCGAGGCCAAGAUAUUGAAUAUAUAGAAAUUCGAUCUGAUACAGAUGAAAACAUAUCAGCUUCUGAUAAAAGGAGGAAUUACAAUUAUAGAGUAGUGAUGAUAAAAGGAGACACAGCUUUGGACAUGCGAGGACGAUGCAGUGCUGGGCAAAAGGUGCUUGCUUCUCUUAUCAUUCGCUUGGCCCUCGCAGAAACUUUCUGUUUGAAUUGUGGCAUUCUUGCGUUGGAUGAGCCUACAACAAACCUUGAUAGAGAAAACAUUGAAUCUCUUGCACAUGCCCUGGUGGAAAUAAUAAAAAGUCGUUCCCAACAACGCAACUUCCAGCUUCUUGUGAUCACUCAUGAUGAAGACUUUGUAGAGCUUUUGGGUCGUUCUGAGUAUGUGGAGAAAUUCUACAGGAUUAGAAAGAACAUCGACCAGUGCUCAGAGAUAAUCAAAUGUAAUGUCAGCUCCCUAGGUUCUUCUGUUCAUUAAAGUCUUUCUAAGUAGCGCUCUCUUUGAGAGAGUCUCUGACGUGGAAGCAGGAAUGACAAGAACCUGCUAGUUGCCUUAAGCAGACUAGGCCUGACUUCUGAACAUUUCUAUGCAGUUUGAUUGUAAUAAAAAUGACAAAUUUAAUUUCAAA